AUGGCUAGAGGUAACCAGAGAGAAUUGGCUAGACAAAAGAAUUUGAAAAAACAACAAGAAAAUGUAAAAAAUCAGAAAAAAGCUGGUGAUCCUAAGAAAAGAAUGGAAAGUGACGCUGAUAUUUUAAGAGCCAAGCAGGCUGCUGCUGAUGCUAGAAAAGCAAAAGAAGAGUUGGAAAAGAUGAAAAAUAAGAAACGUUAA
Saccharomycodes ludwigii is the source of this 201-nucleotide messenger RNA. RefSeq lists its product as uncharacterized. The record is from RefSeq and is a predicted model, not a curated record. The coding region runs from base 1 to 201 and encodes 66 amino acids. Lineage: Eukaryota; Fungi; Ascomycota; Saccharomycetes; Saccharomycodales; Saccharomycodaceae. The transcript has a single exon.